ACUUAUUAAGUUGAAUAUUUGUUAGUUAUCCAUUUUGACAUUUAGUAAUAUUAUAAUAAUUGUUUUUUCUGACUAUUAAACAAUUUUUAUUGUUACAAAUUUAUAAAAAUAAAAAUAAAAUGUUCAAGUUCAACUCAUCAAUUCACAUUUUGGUUGGCUUUUUAAUUUUAAGCAAUGUAAUAUGUAAAACAUAUUCCAUUACAUCAUUAGGAAAGUAUUGGAAUUUUUUCGGAUUUAAUAGAAUAAAUGGAGAAGAGGAAGACAUAGAUUUUGAUGAAUCAGAAGAAGAAGAAGAAAAAGAAGAGGAAGAAGAAGUAGUAGAAGAAGAAGAAGAAAAUAAUUCAGAAGAACUCUGUUAUGUAUGUUAUCAAGAAAAAUUGACUGUAAAACUUCAGCCGUGUGGACAUAUGAUUGGAAAUUUUUGCGCUAACUUUAUAGAACAAACAACCAAAAAACCAUGCCCAACAUGUAGACAAGAAAUAACUCAAUUUGAAAAUUUAGUACCACUAAAUGUUAAACCAGAGGAAAUUUACAAACAAAUAUAUGAUAAUGAAAGACAUUCAAAACCCGAAAAACUUUCUAUUGAUGAUUAUAAUGAUUUGAUAUUUCGUGUAAGAUAUCAUGAUAUUACACCAGAAGAAAUAAAGGCACAAUACUAUUACCUUCGACGUGGUCAAGAACCAGACAAGAAAUUAUUAGAAGAUAUAAAUUCAUCAAUGGGGUAUAUAGAUAGAUACAAGUGGAAAGAAUUUAUAGGUAGUGUUCUUAAAUAUUGCUCAAGAAGUGAUGUCGAACAUAAGCUUUAUUGUCAGACUUUUCAACGUAAAUUAAAUAAACAAGAACGAUGUAUGUUAAAACAAUAUUAUGAACGAAAAGGCCUAGAUGUUAAACUAGAGUUCUUCUUUCGAAAAAGGUAUAUGAAAUUUGACGAUAAAGAUAGUACAACUAUAUUUAUUAAGUAAUGUCAACUAUUCCAAUAAUUCAUUUUUAUAAUAUGUAUGUUCAUGUAGUAUAAAUAAAAACUCAAGUACAGUUGCAAUAACAACUUAGUAUAGUACACUACUCCUAUAAAAAAAAAAAAAAAUAAAAUUCUUUAUUAAGAUAAUUAUUACAAUUACCGAUAUAUUUUCUGUAAAAUGUUAUGUUACAACUUCAUUUCUUUAAUAAUAAAUUACGUUGCUUGACUUAAA
Messenger RNA from Daktulosphaira vitifoliae (grape phylloxera), 1190 nucleotides. RefSeq lists its product as uncharacterized. NCBI's taxonomy places the organism in Eukaryota, Metazoa, Arthropoda, Insecta, Hemiptera, Phylloxeridae. The coding region runs from base 120 to 962 and encodes 280 amino acids. The record is from RefSeq and is a predicted model, not a curated record. The transcript is spliced from 8 exons.